This is a messenger RNA of Chaetomium strumarium, 3202 nucleotides long. RefSeq lists its product as uncharacterized. Gene Ontology annotation, biological process: regulation of DNA-templated transcription. NCBI's taxonomy places the organism in Eukaryota, Fungi, Ascomycota, Sordariomycetes, Sordariales, Chaetomiaceae. Gene Ontology annotation, molecular function: zinc ion binding; DNA-binding transcription factor activity, RNA polymerase II-specific. The record is from RefSeq and is a predicted model, not a curated record. The coding region runs from base 447 to 2855 and encodes 802 amino acids. The transcript has a single exon.
CGGAAGUGAAAUAUCGGCCUGACUCCUCGGGACGCGCUUCUGCCCUUCUUUCUCUUUCUUCCUCCAUCUGAACUCUGUCAGUGCAAUUGCCCAACUGGUAUCAGCCUGUUUUGGUGCAACUCCCCUGAGGCAUUACCUCAACAGAGAACAGAGAGAGCUUCGCUUCGAAGACCUGGUGUUCCUGCCUCGACUCAGCCUAGCAACCUCACCGUUCACAGACUCGACCAUAUUCGAGCUGCGAAUCGAGCUGGGCCCAAUUGCUUCCUUCAAGUCAGGCAAUCGUGCUUUGUAAGCAGGAUCACUUCAACCUGAAUCACCCAAGAGCCGCCAUACCCUGCACAGCAGCUUUGCUUGAGCCAAGACUGGUGAAGUCUUGUGACAUCUUCGCCAUUUCCGACACCUAUUCACUUUUGGCUCCGUGCUCUACCCCUGACGGAACAUUGCCGAUGGCUGCCGAAAUGGCCCGACACGGCUCCGUCAGUGCCUUUAGCGGGUUCUCCGUGUGCCAGCCGGCACUCGGAGCUGCCCUGCAGUGGCUCCCCGCUAUUGGCACCCCCGAACUCGACAGCAUGAUCAACGCUUUCCUCCCCGGCCCAGCUUCAAUCCAGGACAAGCGGGCACACAUCGCGAUGGACUUCUUCGAGUACUCCCGCCAGACAGGAGAGAAUCUCAAGUUUUACCCCGUUCCCUCUGCAGCUUCUUUCACCCCGGUCACUGCGUCUCCGGCCACCUCCCUCUACGACUCGGGCUACGCAUCGAGCUUCAACCACUCUCCAGUCCUGUCUGACCACGGCUCGUGGACUCAAUCCCCUGCUCCGCUUGCGCCGGUGGCAUCGGAUGCCAGGACAAAGUCCCGCUCUUCUGGGGCGAAGAAGUCGAGCGCUUCUACGGUGGACUUCUCGAACCAUCCCGGCAUGCGCAUCCUGACCAAAGACGGGCGGGACAUCACUAACUCGGCUUCCCGCGGCUGCAAGACCAAGGAGCAGCGAGACCACGCCCACCUCAUGCGGAUCAUCAAGGCCUGCGACUCGUGCCGCAAGAAGAAGGUUCGCUGCGACCCUAGCCACAGGAAGCGCAAUGCCUCGCAAGCCUCGACUUUGGGAGGCGAGCAGAAGCCGGCCAAGAAGCCGAAGAAGGUAGAAGAAUCACCUCCAAUAACAGCGGCUGAUCCCACCGCCGAAUUGCUUGCGGCACAUGCCUUCGACACCUCUGAGCCCACGCUCUCGUUCGCAGCGAUCGAUGCUGGCUUUUCCCAAGAAUUCGACGACUUCUGGAAUGACAUUGUCACAUUCGAGGAGCAGCAAGUCACAGUUGCUGCUGAGCCCAGCUUUGACGACUUCGUUUUCGACUCUUUCACCGACCCACAGAACUUCUCGCCAAGCUCUGGUUCUUCCUCCACUUCGCCGUCGCAAAUCUUCACCCCCUUCACGCCAGCACGUUCCGGCGCAUCUCCCAACGUCGUCUCCGACUCUGUGUUUGAUGUUGCAGGCGAAUUCUCCAUUGAUGAUCCGACCGUUCCAUAUCUCAAUCCGGGUGUUGCCCAUGGCACCAACUACGUCGACUUCAAUCUCUAUUCGCCGGGCCCUGAAGUCUUUGACGAGGACCCUGUUCUCCAACUACGGGAUCUCGCAAGCCGACAGCAAUCUCCACAAUCGGAAGCCUUUGCCUUGGAGUUUAGCGUUCACAAUUCACCACACACCACCACGACGGGCAUCGCCGAGAAUGUGUCCAUCUCUCCGGUGACAUCCACAGGCGAACACUCUGGCGGCGCUGGCUCGAUCGUUACUGCAUCACCUGGCGACGUUGCUUGGUACUACGAUACAGGAUCGAGCCUUGAUGGCCUCCAGCGCGACAACCGUCGGUCGCCAACCAAGAGGCGACAGAAGACCAAUCACAACAGGUCUGUCGGAGAGGAGGGCGGUGCCCGUCACUCGCCUACUGAUGGGCAACCGACUAGCCACCUCGGAUUACACGACGGUCAUGACGCGGGCAUCGCAGGACUAAUCCACUCUUCGUCAGCCGCUCUCUGCGGAUCUCCUUGCAGAGCCGUUGCCAGCACUGUGUUUGCCAGCAUGUCGCAGUCGUCAGUUAGUCCGAGCCCGUUGCCUCGACCCAGGAGGAUAGACACCGCGCCCGCUCCCGGAUCACCCUCAUCACUCGGCGGUUCAGCUGUCUCGACCAAGACCACCCAGCCUGACGUCAUUUCUUCGCCCGCGGAAUACUCGCUGCCUGCCGUUACGGCAUCGUCAGCGGCCCGCCAUCGGUCACACAAGGCCGUUGGCGAGAAGGUGGCUGCGGUCGUUGCACCGUAUGACCAGAACUGUGUGAACAGCACUGUGUCAAGACAGCUUCCGACCGGCUGCGGGUCCGGGUCGUCUUACCUCCAUGACAGGCAGCAUGUUGUCCAUCAAGACAGCGUUGCUGCAGUCAAUGCGGUUUUGGCGACCAUACCGUUCUCAACCCUGCCGACGCGGCGUAACGUUGCUGGGGACGAUGUGAAGAUCAACUUCAACACAUUGUGCUUCCAGCUUGCCGUGUUCGGUCUUGUCUCGCUCCUCUGUGCUUGUGCUGCCCUGCAGGCACACCUGGCAAGUCAAGCCACACUCGUCAACAUCAUUGGCAUCACAUUCAUAUCUCUGGCCCGGUUCGCACCUCGGUGCUCCGGGCCGUCGAGCGCGACACAGGUCGCCUCGGAAACCUUGCUAUCACCGACGUCGUCUGGAAUGAUUGACAAUGUCAAGUCGAAAAUACAGGCCGUUGUCACCGAGAGCUCGAGGCAGCUUCGGUGUGCGGCGUCCGACCGGGCGAGGAACAUUGUUCCAAGCUUUGCGCCGGUGCGAGGCCUGAGGUUUUAACACCUCGGUUGCUUUAGCAAGUGUUAUGAUUUGUUUGUGAUGUUCCUACCGUUAGCGAGUGCAUUUUGGCUAUGAUACCCCGGGUCGGAUUUUGAGACAUGUGGUCGUCCUCUUCUCUUCCUCAACGUGUAUGUUAUCUUCGGGCUGGCUCUGGCGGCCAGCAUGGGAGCAUGGUCUGUGAUGAUGGAAUGGGGGAGGACGAAGCUUUUGAUGGACUGUGGAGGACCUGACACUUGGGGACUCGAGCUCUUUUCUCCCUGCCAUUGUUCUCGGAGCAAGGUAGUAGUACUGGCUCAGUCCUUCGGGCUUGACAAUUGAAGGUCCUUUGCAGGCCAUCGUAAAUUUUA